AUGAGCUUGCUGGCAAUCAACACAGUCGAUCGGCUGGAUCGGCCCAGUGCCUAUUACGUUGGCAAGGCGGGUGCUAAUGGAAAUGCGCAGAAUAAGCGACGCAGAUAUAAUGACCGGGAUGAUGAGAAGCCAAAAGAAGAAGAUCCGACAGACAAGCUACGUAAUGCCACUACGCUCUAUGUGGGCAAUCUGUCCUUCUACACUACUGAGGAACAGAUCCACGAACUUUUCUCAAAGUGCGGCGAGAUUAAGCGCCUUGUCAUGGGCCUCGAUCGGUUCAACAAAACCCCCUGCGGAUUCUGCUUCGUCGAAUACUACACCCACCAAGAUGCUCUCGACUGCAUGAAAUACGUUGGAGGUACCAAGCUGGACGAGCGAAUUAUUAGAGCCGAUCUAGAUCCCGGAUUUGAAGAGGGCCGCCAAUAUGGACGUGGCAAGUCUGGAGGGCAAGUGCGUGACGAGUACCGUGAAGAAUACGAUCCUGGCCGCGGUGGUUAUGGCCGUGCAUAUGACGAGCAGCGUCAACGGGAGGAGGAUGAGUACGGCGCCGGCCGGUAG
Penicillium atrosanguineum is the source of this 558-nucleotide messenger RNA. Its product is annotated as nuclear cap-binding protein subunit CBC2. Gene Ontology annotation, molecular function: RNA cap binding. The transcript is spliced from 5 exons. NCBI's taxonomy places the organism in Eukaryota, Fungi, Ascomycota, Eurotiomycetes, Eurotiales, Aspergillaceae. Gene Ontology annotation, biological process: mRNA cis splicing, via spliceosome. The coding region runs from base 1 to 558 and encodes 185 amino acids. The record is from RefSeq and is a predicted model, not a curated record. Gene Ontology annotation, cellular component: nuclear cap binding complex.